This is a messenger RNA of Symphalangus syndactylus (siamang), 3321 nucleotides long. RefSeq names its product zinc finger protein 358 (gene ZNF358). Gene Ontology annotation, biological process: regulation of transcription by RNA polymerase II; embryo development. Gene Ontology annotation, molecular function: DNA-binding transcription factor activity, RNA polymerase II-specific; RNA polymerase II cis-regulatory region sequence-specific DNA binding. The record is from RefSeq and is a predicted model, not a curated record. Lineage: Eukaryota; Metazoa; Chordata; Mammalia; Primates; Hylobatidae. Gene Ontology annotation, cellular component: nucleus.
UUCCCCCAGGACCCUAGGAAGGGUCCCAACGAUUGUUCCUCUGCCCUUCCAGUCUUGGGGUCUGGAGUUCUGGAAGCUCCUUCCCCUGGAGGUGAUCCAGGGGUCCACCUGCCCUCGCCCCUGGGAACUCAGGAAAGACUUCAGUGAUUUCUCCUCCCACCUUCCAGUUAAGAGAUGGGAAUUCAGGGGGCCCCUUCCCCUGGAGGCAAUCUAAGGGUUCCUCUGCCCCCCAUGCAGGAGGGGUCCCAGUACUGUUUCCUCCACUCUCCAACUAUGGGGUCUGGGUUGAGGACCCCCAUCCAGGAACUCAGCUCUGUUUGCCUGCACACUCCCAGCUAUGGGGUUGUGGCUCAGUGUAUUCCCUUCCCUAGAAGGAGAGCCACAGGUCCCCCCACACCUUCUCCCAGGAGCAGAUCAUUCAUUGUUGACACCUCAACACCCAGCCACAGGGUGGGGAGCUCAAGGCAUCCCCCUGGCAGGUCAUCCUGGGCUCCCAUUGCUCCCCAGAAGUGGUUCCAGCUUUUGUCCCUCUACCUCCCAGUCUGCCCCUGGCCACAAGCUGGCAAUUCAGUUCAGGAUCCUUCCUUCAGGAAGGGCCACAAGUGUGCUGACACUACCCGCCAUGUCCCAGCCAUGGGAGGAGAUGGCUCAGGCAUUCCCCCAUUAACUUCAGAGGGUCCCCAGGUAUUAUUUUUGCCUAUCCUCCAGCUAGAAGUUAAAAUUCAGGACCUUCUAGCCAAUAGAGAGAACAGGUAUACUGGCUGGGCAUGGUGGCUCAUGCCUGUAAUCACCAUACUUUGGGAGGCUGAGGUGGGAGGAUCACUUGAUCCCAGGAGUUUGAGUCCAGCCUGGGCAACAUACCAAGACCCCAUCUCAAACAUAAAUAAAUAAACAAAACAGGUGUACUAACAAGUGUCCCCACCCUCCUGCCUAUGGGGUUCAUGAGUCUCCCUGCCCACCCCUCCUCACCAGGAGAGGUCCCAAAUAUCACUCCACCGUGCUCACCAUCUGGCUGUAGGCAAGGGCAUUUCCGAUCUGUCUAAGAGAGAGGAUUUGACACUGACUCUCACCUGGAGCUGUGAGCUCUGGAAUUCAGGUUUUCUUUUCCCCAGAGGGCAAGCCAGUCUUCUUGUCUUUCCCCAGUGACUUGGGAGGGAUACCUGACGUUAUUUGUUGCAUAUUCUUAUCCCCCAGACAUGGGUUCUAGAGCUCAGAAUGCUGCUGCUGGAGGGGGGCCUCCCUACCAGAACUCGCCCCCUAAAUUAAUCUGCCGCCCCCAAGUAUGGGACAAGAAUUCAGGCCAUGUGCUCAGGAGCACAGGAACGCUGACACCCAUACUGUUCCCAUGUGGGGACGCCCAGCAAGGGGGUAGGAACCUAGGACUGUCUCCUCCACAGGACCCCAGCUUCCCACAAGAGGAGCCCAGGAUGGAGAGAGGGGCAGAGCCAUGGAGUUGGGGACUAGAAACCUCUAGUGCCGGGUCUCAUGACCUCUGUCCAGGUCUUGCCCCAGAAACUGCUGGCACAUCCACGCCUGAAAUGCGGCGCUCAGUCCUGGUCAGGAACCCAGGCCACAAAGGCCUGAGACCCGUUUAUGAAGAGCUCGACUCUGACUCCGAGGACCUAGACCCCAAUCCUGAAGAUCUGGACCCGGUUUCUGAAGACCCAGAGCCUGAUCCUGAAGACCUCAACACUGUCGCGGAAGACGUGGACCCCAGCUAUGAAGAUCUGGAGCCCGUCUCGGAGGAUCUGGACCCCGACGCCGAAGCUCCGGGCUCGGAACCCCAAGAUCCCGACCCCAUGUCUUCGAGUUUCGACCUCGAUCCAGAUGUGAUUGGCCCCGUACCCCUGAUUCUCGAUCCUAACAGCGACACCCUCAGCCCCGGCGAUCCAAACGUGAACCCCAUCUCCUCUGGCCUCACUGCCACCCCCCAGGUCUUGGCCACCAGCCCCACGGUGCUCCCCGCCCCCGCCAGCCCGCCCCGGCCCUUCUCCUGUCCGGAUUGCGGGCGAGCCUUCCGCCGCAGCUCCGGGCUGAGCCAGCAUCGCCGUACCCACAGCGGCGAGAAGCCGUACCGCUGCCCCGACUGCGGGAAGUCCUUCAGCCACGGUGCCACCCUGGCGCAGCACCGUGGCAUCCACACCGGGGCGCGGCCCUACCAGUGCGCGGCCUGCGGCAAGGCCUUCGGCUGGCGCUCCACGCUGCUGAAACAUCGCAGCAGCCACAGCGGGGAGAAGCCGCACCACUGCCCGGUGUGUGGCAAGGCCUUCGGGCACGGCUCGCUCCUGGCACAGCACCUGCGCACGCACGGCGGCCCGCGGCCCCACAAGUGCCCGGUGUGCGCCAAGGGCUUCGGCCAGGGCUCUGCGCUGCUCAAACACCUGCGCACGCACACGGGCGAGCGGCCCUACCCGUGUCCGCAGUGCGGCAAGGCCUUCGGGCAGAGCUCGGCUCUGCUGCAGCACCAGCGCACACACACGGCCGAGCGCCCCUACCGCUGCCCCCACUGCGGCAAAGCCUUCGGGCAGAGCUCCAACUUGCAACACCACCUGCGCAUCCACACGGGCGAGCGGCCCUACGCCUGCCCGCACUGCUCCAAGGCCUUCGGGCAGAGCUCAGCGCUGCUCCAGCACCUGCACGUGCAUUCGGGCGAGCGUCCCUAUCGCUGUCAGCUCUGCGGGAAGGCCUUCGGCCAGGCCUCCAGCCUCACCAAGCACAAGCGGGUGCAUGAGGGUGCAGCCGCUGCUGCAGCUGCCGCGGCUGCUGCAGCUGCAGCAGCGGCCGCCGGCCUGGGCCUCGGGCCUGGCCUAAGCCCUGCAUCCAUGAUGAGGCCGGGGCAGGUCUCUCUCCUGGGUCCUGAUGCUGUUUCUGUGCUCGGCUCUGGCUUGGGCCUCAGACCUGGCACCAGCUCUGGCCGCAACCCUGACCCUGGCUCUGGGCUGGGCACUCUGCCGGAUCCCAGCUCCAAACCCCUCCCCGGCUCCAGAUCCACCCCCAGCCCUACUCCUGUGGAAUCUUCUGACCCGAAGGCUGGGCACGACGCUGGUCCCGACCUUGUGCCCAGCCCAGACCCUGAUCUUGUGCCCAGUCCAGACCCUGAUCCUGUGCCCAGCCCUGAUCCCAACCCUGUGUCCUGCCCUGACCCCUGCUCUCCCACUCAUGGCACUGUCAGCCCAGCCCUCCUUACCGGCGAGAGUCCAGAGUGGGUACAGGAGCAAGGGGCACUGCUGGGGCCUGAUGGCUGAAGGAGACGCCGGCAUCCUCGGGGGCCUGGGGAAGUUGUGUGUUGUGCAGUUAGUAAAAUCCUCCCACUGCCUCUGG